AUGUGGCACCUGUGGAUUGUUCUAUUGAUAUUUACAACGGAUUUCUCCUGUUCAGACGGCACUGUUUAUGGUAGCGUUAACGAUGGUCCCGAUGAUUCUGGCCACGGUUCAACAGCCACACUGUCCGGCUCCAGAUCACUGCCAAACCAGCCCAUAGAUUUCGUCGACACUCGUUCCGGUGGAAUGGCUCUAGAUCACGUUAACGGGCUCGGCCAUAGGGAUGUGGACCUAUUCAGUCAGCUGAGACACAUGCAGCACAUGUCACGCAGUGCGCCCAGGUCAACACCGUCCCUCGCUUCUGAAUCCGAGAUGGCCAGUGUAAGAAGAUCCCUAGCGACAGUACUGCAAGUUUUGCUACCAUAUGGCCGCUUGCAACAACGUCCACAACCUGCAACCGAUCAGGACGCUAGCGAUCCUUUUGACGAAGAGAGCCUUCAUCUCGGCGAACCCUUAAUACCCGACCGACCGGAUUCAGCGAACUAUCUACUGCACGGCAAGCUGGUCGAGAUUGGCCCAAGGCAGCGCAGUACGUUCGGUAGCCCUACGGCCGACGCUGAGAACCACAGCUCUGGAACAGCGGAGGAAGACACUUUGGGAACCGUCGGUCAAAAACGAGCAGCAGCCCUUCGCUCCACAGUCGCCCGUCGCUCGCACAUUUUACCGGCCGUUUCCGGGGGUGGCGGAGGCGGUGGAGGUGGAGGAGGUGGGACGGAAGAUGGCAGCUUUAUGCCUUCCAUCAGUGUUGGUGAGUUUUACGGUGCGCUGACAAACUUGGGCGACUUCUUUCAGAACCUCAAGCACAAUCUGGAGUCGCUCGAGUCGAAGAACCUCAACAACGAUCAGGUGAAGCUGCUGGAGGGCCAGAACAUGAUCAGCAAUCUGCGCAAAGGGUUCUUCUAUUCCAGAGUUUGUCGAGGACUAUCCCAAGCCGGCGGGCAGUGCCGCUUUCCUGCACGCCAUCCGGAAUUAUCGGCCCUCGCACCGGAUUCGGGCACUAGUGUCCACCGUGCCGGAGCUUUACCGUGGAACCAACUUUCACGAUCCCGUAUACAUGCUUGCCGGACUCGGAAAAUGAGCUAUCCGCCGACAAUACGGCCGCCCCACUCGGUCCUGCUGGCAUCCUGCUAG
Messenger RNA from Anopheles maculipalpis, 1128 nucleotides. RefSeq lists its product as uncharacterized. The record is from RefSeq and is a predicted model, not a curated record. Bases 1 to 1128 code for a protein of 375 amino acids. The transcript has 4 exons. NCBI's taxonomy places the organism in Eukaryota, Metazoa, Arthropoda, Insecta, Diptera, Culicidae.